Messenger RNA from Ostreobium quekettii, 3318 nucleotides. NCBI's taxonomy places the organism in Eukaryota, Viridiplantae, Chlorophyta, Ulvophyceae, Bryopsidales, Ostreobiaceae. The record is from the annotation of a GenBank genome assembly.
AUGGCCGGGGGCGGGGGGGGCGGGCUGCAUUGGACGGCGCUGGGGGUCCUGGCGAUGCUGUGCGCCGCCGGUCCGGCCCGCGGGGCCGACGCCCCAGUCGGCGGGUUGGCCGCCGAAGUGUCCGAGGCCAAGGAUUUGAUGACCGCCUUGUCUCCCCGGGGGCUGCGUGGGGCGGAUCGCGUGGUGAUCAGCCGGGACAUCGACCUGGAGCCGCUGGCCUUCGUGCCAAGGAUUACCGUGGGCCGGAACGCCACGGUCUGCGGGGCGCCGGGGCGGGGCGUGGUGCUGGGCAACCCGGGCGACGCGUUCAGGCUGUUCACGCUCAACGCCACCGUGGCCUGGUGCAACCUGACGUUCGACUUAACGGCCACGCGUCAGCGGCGGGGCAGCCGCCUGGAGACGAUGCUCUUCGACCUGGCCCCGGCGGGUACUGUCGUAUACCGGUCGGCGGCGUUCGAGGUGCCCAACACGCUGUUCACCGCCCUGAGGGCCGACCUGAUGAAACUGGAGCCGGACGAGGGCGUCUGGAGCGGGGAUGGCAGGACAAUCUCGGUGUCAGAGGCGCGGCUGGGCCAGGCCGAGCUGGUGGACGUGACAGUGGUCCGGCGAGACAAUUUCACCGAAGAAUUUCCUGUGGAGCGCGAGAUUCGGAGCCACGGGGACUGGCGCAGGCUCCUGGGGGCGUCUCGGAAGGCCCGCCGGCCCUACGGCGUGACCGUGGCGGGCAACGUGACCCUGUCCACCUGCCUGCUCAGGCAUCGCAAGGACCCCGCCUUGACGAUCAAGAGGCCGCUGACCCUGACCGCGGACCCUGACCGGGAUGGGCCGACUUGGCUGGUGUUCAAGGGGGGGAGGGACGAGCGCGCGGGCUUCUUCGACGUCCAGUCGCAGAUCCGCCUAGUGGGGGUGAGCUACCAGGAUUUGGGCGUCGACCUGCGCGUGCUGCCAGAGGGGUCCCCUGGGCCCGGCUGCAGCCCAUCGAGCUGCCUGCUGAACAUCGGGGACGCCACGCGGGCCGUGGCGGCCGCCAACAACCACAGCGCCUUCCGCCACGACUGGCAGACGCCGGGCUGCCGGCUGGUGGUGGUGGGAGGCGCAAUGGUGCACUCCUGUGAGUUCGUGCAGGACUUUGCGGAGCUGCUGCUGUACAGCUUGCACGCGAUCCAGAACCAGACGCUGCUGGCGCGCUCGCUGUACGAGCCCGUGCAGCUGGUGGACUUUGAAAUUGAGGACAACCACACGAUCAAGUUCAACGGCUUCAUGGGCUGGGGCAUGUGCCUGCAGGACGCGGUGAUGACGUGCAACCGCUCGGAGCCGGAGGGCUUGGCGCAGCCAAGUUGCCAGGACAAGAAAGACAUUGCUGCGGCCCAAGCGCUGAACAAGGACAUUUUGGAUGGCCAAGUGGAGCAGACAACUGCGAGUGAUUCAACUUACGGCAGUGCCCAGAAGCCCCAAAUUACCUCAACAGGUGUUUAUGUCGCCAUACUUGGCGGAAUAUCUGCAGUGUUCACAGCUCUCAUCCUCGGCUUCUGGAAAAAGCUGAGGUGUCCCUGGGAGGUGCCCUUGCUGGACUGUGCAGAGUCUGCUGGGUCUGUGUCUGUGAAAGUGGCAGAGAAAGGCUCGUACAAAGGGGGCCCUAACGAGGGGAGCUGUCGCAGUGAUGGCGAUGGCGGUCCGAACGUGGAUGACUUCACAAAAAUGGUGGAGGGUUUGGUGAACAGGGACACAAUGAUUGCGGCCAUCAGUAAGACAGCGACUGACUUUGGUGACAAGUGUGCCACUGUAGAGGGCCAGAUCGCAGCAGGUGGGAAUGGCGUUGUGUACAAGGGACAAUGGCGGGGCGUCCCAGUGGCCAUAAAGACUGUGAUAUUUCAAGACAUGGCAGACCGUGCAGGACGGCAACGGCAACGCGUGGUUUUUGAGGCAGCCAUCAGUUCAAGCAUCUCCCACAGGAAUCUUGUCCAGACAUAUUCUUAUUCUUUCAAGAAGCUGCAGAGCGAGUCUUUCCAAGUCACUGGGUCGCAUGCACCUAAGGACCCAAAACAGUUGGAAAUAGUCAUGGGUUCUGAGUACAAGAACUCCAUAGCAGAUUGGAAGCUGUAUAUUGUGCAGGAGUAUUGUGAUGGUGGCAGCCUGAGGGAGUGCUUGGACGGCCAGAAGGCUGUGGACGUGUUGGAGGGCCGGCCCAGGCUGGGGGUGAUUUGUCAGAUUGCUUUGGAUGUGGCCCUGGGAAUGCAGCAUCUGCACACACAACACAACAUCGUUCAUGGCGAUCUGACGUCGAAGAACAUUUUGCUUAAGAGGGAGCCAGGCUGUGACCCUGACAGCCUAGGGACGGCCAAGGUUGCUGAUUUUGGGCUGAGCAUCAAGAUGGGUGAGCUGCAGAGCCAUGUUUCCAAUCAGCAUGCUGGCACGCCAUUUUACAUGGCGCCAGAACUCUGCCAUAAGGGGGUGCUGUCAAAGAAAGCGGACGUAUUUUCGUUCGGGGUGUUAAUGUGGGAGAUGUACCACUCAAGAAAGUGCUACCAGGCCACCCAGAACUCAGGCAUGCAGUACCAUCCCCGCUUCCCCAAGUUCCCCACUGUCUGCCCGCUGCUGUAUGCGAUGCUGUGUGUCGUGUGCCUAUCUCCAAAGCCGGAGGACCGCCCCGACUUCAAUUUUGUCGCCAAGGUGUUCGCUGCCCUGAAGAAGCAGCACGACGAAGGGAAGUUUUCGAAUGCUGAUGGGCUGCGAGCCAAUAACAGGGGCGUAGCUGCAGGCCUAGGGAGGAUGACGGCCAUGAAGAUCCUGGAGUUGAUAGCACAGCAGGCUGACAUUCCGCUGGACGACGCCAAGUCAGCGUGUGGGAGCUUGUCAGAACAAGACAUGGCUUCACCCGAUGAACCUGAAGUGCCUGACGACUCCUUGGGUGCAGUGCACCUCCCUCAUUCGAUGGAUAUUUCCUGGAGUCCAGUCGCUGUCCUUGGUGGGGAACCAAGCAAGGGCUCGUUCGCGAUCCAGGAUUGGCGGGUCCACUUGAACGAGGCGUACGUUUCGCCGCUCCACUGUGUCGUGACAGUCUCUGAGUUCAAGGAGCAAAAUGGCAGGGCGCCUUCAGAUGAGGACAUGGACUUUGCUUGGAAGGCGACCGACUCGUCCAAUGAAAUAGAAAUCCGAAUGGGGGAGGAUACGUGCAAGCGAGAGAUGCCGUUAUGCAAGAGCCAGUUGCCAGACCAUGAUAGCCUAUUUGGCGGGCUUGUCGUCGCCCCGUUCAGACCAAGCGCAUCAUCAAGACUUCGGGAUAGCAUUAGAUCGGAACGGAGAAAUGAAAGCCAAUAA